Lasiosphaeria miniovina is the source of this 2187-nucleotide messenger RNA. RefSeq lists its product as uncharacterized. The transcript is spliced from 2 exons. The annotation marks the transcript as partial. Lineage: Eukaryota; Fungi; Ascomycota; Sordariomycetes; Sordariales; Lasiosphaeriaceae. The record is from RefSeq and is a predicted model, not a curated record.
GCCAGAGAAGAGAUUGCUCAGCUCCGGUGCCAGCUGGAGGCAGCCAAGGCACGAGAGGCGCAAGAGCGACACGAGAAAGAGCUGGCCAAGGCACGAGAGGAGGCAGCCAAGGCACGAGAGGAGGCAGCUAAGGCACGAGAGGAGGCAGCCAAGGCACGAGAGGAGGCAGCCAAGGCACGAGAGGAGCAAGAGCGACGAGAGAAGGAGUGGCUUCGCCUGGAGACCCGAGAGACCACCUUUCUCGAAUACUUGCGCAAUUGCCACAGUCACCUCUACAACAGCCUACAACUUGCCGACGCAUCCAUGUCAUCAACGGGCUCCACGAAGGUCUUGGGCAAGUUUUAUCCCAAGCGACUUCUUCUUUGGACCCAGUUCGUCGACGUCCUCCGCCCGCGCUAUUUCGAUCUUGUGCGGAAGAUCUGUGGCGAGAGCCAACUCUUCGAACCAGCCAACACAACCAAGAACCUUGGGGCGACAAUCUCGGACGAUCUAGCGGGCAACGAGAAAGCGAUCGACCGUUUCGAGGUAGAUGCAGUCGAGCGACCAGUGCGGAGGAUCCUCAAGGUUCUUGCAACGCACGAGGAGGCGGGCAGAGAGUAUCGAUGUGCGGAGCUUCGAUUCAGCAGCAACCUCCUCGAGCUCACACAAGCGACCGGGCCGAACAGGCGCCUCGCGUCCGAGUGGAGGCACAAACACCCAAAAACAAAGCCUGACGGAAUCGGCUUACGAACGCGACCCGGCGGAGGCGAGAGCCUGGCCUUGGUGUACGACUACAAGGCGGCCCACAAAAUCGCCGUCGAGCAUCUUCGGUCAGCCGUGGCAAAGGAGCAGCUGUUCCUCGAGGUCGUCGCACGGGUCAACGGAGCUACGUUCAGCAGCAACACCGAAGUGAAACACCGGGAGAAUGCCGAGACAUCCGUCGCCAUGGCACUGACGCAAGUCUUCGACUACAUGAUCACCUAUGGGGUAUCAUAUGGUUAUGUUGCUGCGGGCCGGUCGUUAUUACUCCUCUUCGUCGACAGAAACGACCUGCAAACGCUGUACUGCCAUCCGUGCAUACCGGGCGAUGACGUAGAGGAGCCGACCGGCGACUGGGCCGACCGGCUGUCCCGCACCGCGGUCGCUCAACUGGUCAGCUUUUGCCUGUUGAGUUUGCAGUUCGAUGCUCUUGAGGGAUUGUCCCUCGAAGCGGCAUUGUCUAGGGCUAAGACGACACUGCAGAAAUGGCCGGAGCCAUAUGGGGAUGCGGCCUCUUUCGGGUUUGAGCCUGCGGAGUCAUCGUCUGCGUCCUCGUCGCAGGCUACCGACGGCUCAGAGUUUGUGUCCAACGCGGAACCGACCGGUCCAAGAACGGGCUUGCGGUCUCAGUCGUCCUGUAAGUCAGCGGGGGUGCUCCUCCAAGGCGACGAGGAUGCCGAAGAGGACAAAGAGGGCCAUUCGGCACGCGACGCAUCUCGAUCGUCGAACAAGCGGAAGCGCGGUCCGUCGAGUGGCAGCGAGGGCGAGGAUGUCGCCAUGGCCGACUCGGUGCCCACCAGGCAAUACUGCACACAAGCAUGCCUGCUAGGUCUCAAGAGAGGGGGGGACCUGGACGAGAACUGCCCUAACGUUUCGUUGCAUCGCUCCGAUGGCUUUUCUCGUCAUCCCAUAGAUGCCGACCAGUUUACCGACCUGGUGAAUCGGCAGCUUCUCCGGGAUCCCUACCAGAAAUGCCGGACGGUAGACGUCUGGAGCAAAAGAGGAGCGAUAGGCUGGCUUUUCAAGCUGGAGCUAAGUCCGCACGGCUACACCUUUGUCGGCAAAGGAACGCUGGAGGGCCGCCUCGAUCGCCUGGAGCACGAAGGCCAGGUUUACGCACGACUCGACCAUCUCCAGGGCGAGGUGGUACCGGUGCACCUCGGCCUGGUGCGCCUCGAUCCUGGCUACAUAAUACCGGGGGCAAGGUUCGUCGUUCACAUGAUGCUCAUGUCGUGGGCCGGCGAGAAGCCAGGCGUCAGCGUGGGCGACGCCGAGACGUUGAAGAUGGAGUCGUUGACGGCCAUCCGGAGGCACGGCGUUGAUCAUGGCGAUGACUGCAGUGCCAAUUAUCUUUGGAACGCCGAGCGCCGUCGCAUCAUGAUCAUCGACUUCGACCGAGCCCACCUCCUCCCGCUCCCCGAGCCUCAAGCGAUUUCCACGCUAAAGAAG